AUGGUCCUCAUCGACGGGGUCAAGUACGCCUGCCAGCAGUGCAUCAAGGGGCACAGAUCUUCCAAGUGCACCCAUACGACCCGCCCGCUCGUCGAGAUCAAGAAGAAAGGCCGGCCGACGAGCCAGUGUGCGCAUUGCAGGGAGUUACGCAAGACCAAGUCGGUCCACGCACGUUGCGAUUGUGCGGCCAGGGAGGCGGAACAGAAACAGCAGGCGAAGAUUCUUCCGAACGGUCUCGUUGACGCUGUGAACGCUUCGAGCAGCUCUGGAGCUCCCUUGACCGCCACUGCACCUUCCGGAGUGACACGUCUUCUGAACCCAUGUGACUGCCUUCGCGGCGGCGUAUGCACUUGCUGCACCGCCGUGAAGAAGCCAGCACCGAAAAAACUGCCGGGCGAGGAAGCGGCUGCUCUGGCGGCUUCAUCGAGCGGUGGAUGCUGCUCCGCAUCUGUGACAUCCUCUCUCGACGACUACUUCACCGAGACCCUGCCCGUCCCGCCCACCCUCGACUCGUACGGCGACAUCGUCGUCACCCCGCUUCCCCAGCCGUCCACUUCGACCCUUCCUACCCUUCCUCUCAUCCCCGAAGCUCCUCCUUCCGACGCCUACCUCCCUCCUCCUGCUUUCCCGCCCUCACCUCCUUCAUCAACCCAGCCCCUCUCCGACCCGCUCUUCCUCCCAACCCGCACAGCCGGAACCUUCGCCUGCUUCUGCGGCCCAACAUGCGCAUGCGUCGGAUGCGCCGUGCAUGACCCGUAUUCGCGGAAGAGGCCGGCGGAAGGCGGAUGCGGAGAUGGAGGAGGAUGUCGCUGCGGGACUGGGAGGGGUUGCGAGAUGGAGGAGAGCAAGAGGGCGAGGCUGGAAGUGACGCCAGCGCCGCCUACCUUCGCGACAUCCGGCCUCGAGCUCCCCUCACUCUCGCUCGGGGCCGACCACUCAGACUUUUCCUCGCUCGUCUCGCCUACACCUCCAACCUCCGACCCUCUCCCUUCCCUUCGCACACUCUGGCCCGCCAUCCUCGACCUCGACGCUGCUCUCUCGAACGGCCCGACAGACCCAUCCGCACUCCUCGACGAUACCUCCACCUUCUCUACGUCCGCACAGCUGCCGGGCAAGCUUCAGCUUACGGCUUGUUCGGCGAUGUUCCUCGAGGAACCGCUUGGCGACGCGUGCGAGGAGGAAGAAGGAGGGUGUCAGUGCGACGCGUCGUGCGGGUGUAAGAAGUCGGCGGCGGACGAGGGCGAGGCGGAGAGGCUUGCGAAGCUUGCUGCGAGCGGCGCUUUCGGCUGA
Molecule: messenger RNA, 1290 nt
Organism: Rhodotorula toruloides NP11
Lineage: Eukaryota; Fungi; Basidiomycota; Microbotryomycetes; Sporidiobolales; Sporidiobolaceae
Product: ACE1 transcription factor
Exons: 5
Coding region: 1-1290 (429 amino acids)
Biological process (GO): intracellular iron ion homeostasis; intracellular copper ion homeostasis; positive regulation of transcription by RNA polymerase II
Cellular component (GO): nucleus
Molecular function (GO): RNA polymerase II cis-regulatory region sequence-specific DNA binding; copper ion binding; DNA-binding transcription factor activity, RNA polymerase II-specific
Source: RefSeq, a predicted model, not a curated record